AUGUCAUUUGAGAAAGAUACUGGCAAACAGAGGAAAGUUAGAAAGGGAUAUAGCAUUCCAAGCGAAUCAUCGAACAGCUGUACACCUACCAGAGAUCUUGGAUAUUAUCAAGUACUUUCUUGUGAAUCUGAAAAUGAGGAGUCAAUGGAAGACCGUGUGAUUUAUGAAACCAGUCGAGAGGAUAUAUCUGAGUCCAGAACAAAAGCAACUAUACAAUCAACAAUAGGCAAAGGACAAGACUCAGGCCACUCAUACACAGAGAGUACAGCGGAAACGUCACAUUUUUUCAACUCUCUAGGAAAAAUGUGGAAUGCCCUUCCUUUCAAACAGUCUUCGGGAAACCAACCAAGAUCAUCGCAGGAUUCUUAUAAACCACAUAACACGAGCUACAAGUGUACUAGACCUAUGUCUAAUGAUACUUCAAUCAUGAGAGAUGUAUUUACAAAAGACGAAAUGAACAGCAUCUUUCUACGCAAACUUGAAGAAUGCUUUGAAGGACAUCUUGAUUUAAUUGAUAAAAAUUAUAAGAGCCUUAAUGAAGAGCAUACAAGACUUCAUAAAAUGAGACUUGAAUUCGAUAAAGAAUGCGAAAAAACCAGGAAGAUGUACAGCAAGAGGGCUGAUAUGGAAACUAACAGAGAACAAUUUUAUCAGGAAAAAAUACAAAAUCUAACGACGAACUUAUCUGCAGUAGAAGAUGAAAACCAGAAGAUAAAAUUAAACAAUACCGAAUUUUUAGAAAAAAAUUCUGGACUUCAUCGAUAUAUUGGUCGCCUAAAACAAGAGCAAGAUACGAAGAAUAUAUAUAUAACUAAAAUGGAGCAGACCUACAAAGACAAGAUUUGCAAGUUUCAGGAGAAUUUGGAUGAGUUAAAAGAUGAACUCUCUAAGAAAAAAGAGGAAUCUCGAACCUUGCUUUCUAAUUUACACGAGCACCUCAAACAGAUUCGUGCUACUGACGACGACUACUCGACAAUACAAACGAAGUUAAACACAAUACAAGCCAAGAUAUCGAAUUUAUGCAUGAGCCUUAAGAAAUUUUUGACUCCAAACGAAGAGCAGGUUUUGAGCACCCUCUAUGAUUACUUCGAUGAUAGAAACAAUGUUUUAGACCAAUUUCUGUGUGAAAGAGACAAUGGGCUCAUGGGAAUGGACUAUAGUAUUGUCAGUUUGCUUGUGGAAAGGUUUAUUACAAUACAUAUCGUCAGAUAUAUUUACAACAUGCCUAUAUAUCUUGGGUUAGAUAUAAACUACUCUUAUAGCAUGCUUUCUGAAUGGGAACCCUUCAAAAACAAUAAAAACUGGUCUAGAAUACUCCGACAGCAAUUGUGUUCACUCGCAGCAAAACCCGAUGUGACAGAUGGGCUCGAGUACAAGAGGAAAGAUAUCGCAAGCUGGUUGAUACAGAAACUCUCCAUGAUUUUCAUCGGAAUAGAUCAAAAAACAUCAAGACAGAUUUGUAACAUAAUUGAUUUGGCUGCUCAACUUAGUCUUGCUAUGAACAGCCAAGAUGUGCCAAUUAAGCAUAUGACCAUCGUGGAAGGACAAACCAAGAUAAAACCAUGUAUGGCUGCUCAACAUGGCUCAGUCGAAGGCGCAACUACUGUUCAACUUAUUAUAUGCCCACCUUUUGUUAUUAAUGAAGGUCAAGAGUCAGAAGUAGUUUUACUGGAAGGAAAAGUGAUAUGUAUGGAUUUUCCUGAUUCGUCCAAAGGUUCCGAGGAAGAAAAUGAAUAG
Messenger RNA from Phycomyces blakesleeanus NRRL 1555(-), 1737 nucleotides. RefSeq lists its product as hypothetical. The coding region runs from base 1 to 1737 and encodes 578 amino acids. Lineage: Eukaryota; Fungi; Mucoromycota; Mucoromycetes; Mucorales; Phycomycetaceae. The record is from RefSeq and is a predicted model, not a curated record. The transcript is spliced from 2 exons.